Molecule: messenger RNA, 2386 nt
Organism: Aspergillus saccharolyticus JOP 1030-1
Lineage: Eukaryota; Fungi; Ascomycota; Eurotiomycetes; Eurotiales; Aspergillaceae
Product: ASCC2 family CUE domain-containing protein
Exons: 2
Coding region: 124-2232 (702 amino acids)
Molecular function (GO): ubiquitin binding
Source: RefSeq, a predicted model, not a curated record
CGAUCAGUGACGAUGUUGAUGAUUCAUGAUAUCUGUCCUUCUUUUCAGGCUACUGUGCCAUUGUUGCGAUCCCUGAGCUGCUCGGUACUUCCGCAUCGCUGAUUCCAGUCCAGCCUUUCUGUCAUGCCCGGUUUACCACCUCUUGCGCCGGUUCCACCUCCGGAGGUGCAGAGCAACAUCCCCGCGGCGGAAUGGGAGCUCUAUAUGGAUGCAUGGGUCAUGCUAUUGAAAUUGCGCGUCGAACUGCCAGAGUCACAAUUCAAGGAACAUGCGCUCAAUGACGCGUCUACGAUUACAUUCUUGACCUCUUUCUUCUACCAGUCGACCUACCCCGGCUUACUUCGGUCUCACACAGCGCCGCACGCACGCUCAUUACGGAAACUGUGCUUUCUAUUGACGCGAAGGCUGCUCCUCGAUGCCUCUACAACCCCGCCAGAGCUACUGGACUGGAGAGUACUUGCUGGCAUGUGUUGCUGUUACCCCUCCAGCUCCGCUUUGAAGAGGUUACUGGCUGAUGCUUGGGACCAGCAUGAGGAUGCGAUCACUUCCAGUCUGGAGAAGGCCAAGGUCCAAGCAAUCAGGGAACUGUCAUCUUUGAACGUCGGCAAGCCCCCUGCGAUUCUCAUGGACCUCAGACUUUUGACGGUCCUGGCCUCAGCGCUGCCCGGCUGCGGCCAUGUGCUCAUGGCCGGCUCUGACUUUCUCGAUACUGUAUUCGACGCAUAUCAAACACAUCCACGGGAGGACGUGCGGAAAGUACUCGUGGCGAAUGUCUAUGUCGGGCUGUGCUCAUUUAUCAAGGGCCCCAAGCCCAAUCUAUCGUCUCUCCUAGACCAGCUGUACGGCAUGAAAGCCAGCGCGGCGGUUGGCGCUAGCACGAAGAAGGAGCCUACUCUACUGUCCGACGUCAUCUGCAGCACCGACUUCUUAGCCCGCCUAGACCGUCACCUCAAUGCAGACGUCAAUCCUCAAAAGCGCGGACAAGACCUCCUGGCCAGCCUGCGCGCAUAUCAAGCAGGAACCCAACCGCUCCACCGCCGCUACCAGAAGAAACCACGCAAGCGGGCGAUCAACAAAGGCAAAGACCGAGCCACUGACGAGGACGAAGGUCUCCUCCCCAAGGCGGCCGAGGACCUCCACAUCCACAAGAUGUCGCUCAUCACGCAAGUUCAGGACCUCUUCCCCGACCUCGGCACGGGCUACAUCGCACGUCUCCUCGACCACUACCACGACGACCCCGAAACCAUCGUUGCGCACCUCCUCGACGACUCCAUCGCCCCGGAGUUACAAUCCCUCGAUAGAUCCGAACCCCUCCCUACUCCGACAACAACCCACCACCACCACGACCCCUUCCCCCCACACUCCCCGACCCUCACAACCCCUCCACCAGUCCAGAGAAAGAACAUUUUCGACACAGAAGUCGAUCUUGCCGAACUUGCCCGCUCAGACGACAAGACCCUCCGCUUCGGCCGUGCCAACCCCACCCUCACCGCCGACGCGCUGCUCUCCGACCGCUCCAACCACGCCGCCCAGAAGGCGGCCAUCAUGUCCGCCCUCGCCACGUUCGACUCCGACGACGACGAACGCGACGAUACCUACGAUGUGACCGACGUCGGCGGCACAGUGGACACGACCGUCGCCGCAGAAGACGAAACCACCACCAGCACCACCACGACCUCGCGUGGUGGCGCUGGCGCAGCCCCCGAGGACAACGAACUCGCCAUCUACCGCGCCUAUAAAUCCAACCCCGCGUUAUUCGGCCGGGAUUCUGCGACGAGACGCGCGCAGCCCCGCGCCGCCCUGAAGCGCGAGACCGGGCUGACAGACGAGGCGAUCGAGGGGUGGGCCGUGAUGCUGGCGCGGGAUCCGAAGCGCAUGAAGCAGCUAGAAGAUCUGGCGCUUGGGUUUGCGCCGGGGCAGGGUGGGGCAGGGGGCCUGAAUCAGCCGGUGCUGGCCUCCACGGCGUAUCGGAAGGGUGCUGCGGCGGAGGAUGGGGACGGGGAUGGAGAGAGAAGGGGCGGUGGUGGUGGGAGAGGGAGAGGCCGAGGUGGCAGAGGACGAGGGGGUGGUGGACGUGGCGGCGGUGCUGGAGACAGUGCCAGUGCAGGCCAGGGACAGAACCCGGCUGCUGCCAGGCAAAGGAAAGAGGAGAAUAAGGCUAGUCGUGCGAAUCAUAAUCGACGGCAGCAGAGAGCGAAGAAGGUGGCCAGAGCCGGGGGAAUGGUUGGUUGAUCCAGGGAGGGAAUAGAUUCUAUGAGCUAGACACCACACAUAGAGUAUCUAGAUUUGUAGGCUGGGAAGGAAGCCUCCGCGAUCUGGGGCCUAACAUCCAACGCGCAGGGGACGGCCAUCAAUCCAGUGACCAGAACAUGACUGCAAUCAAAAC